GCGUGACGUCAUCCGUCUUUGUCCGGCAGCUGCAGCGCCAGCUAGAAACGAAUCCCGAAUAACGCACGAUGGGAUCUCAGCGCUAGUUCAGACAGCGAUUCCGGGCAGACUCGCCAGUGUGUGCGAAGAUGUGCGAUCUGAGCUCAGCGCUCAUUAAAGAGGGCUGGUACCUUACAGAUGAAGGAAUCGCGGAGUGUAAAAGUUCAUCAGAGAAGGAAAAAACAUCACUGACUGACAUCAUCCAAGUAGCACUAAACAGUGAUCUGAGACCCAUAGGAAAGAGCUUUCUGCCGACGGACAUCAACAGUGGACGAAUAGAAAAGUUGGAGGGCCCAUGUGUCCUUCAGGUGCAGAAGAUUCGUAAUGUCGCCGCUUCUAAAGAUCACGAGGAGUCGCAGGCGGCGCCCAGAAUGCUGCGUCUGCAGAUGACGGACGGACAGACAUCGUGCACCGGCCUUGAGUUCAAACAUCUGUCCAAAAUCAGUCUGAACACUCCUCCUGGAACCAAAGUGAAGCUCCUGGGGGCCGUUCAGGUUAAAAACGGCAUCCUGCUAUUGGACGAUUCCAAGAUCACGGUUCUCGGAGGUGAAGUGGAUCACAUGAUCGAGAAGUGGGAGUUGCAGAGGAGCCUCGCCAAACACAGCCGAAGAAACAUUGGCGCAGAAGGUGGACCUCCUCCAUUCGUUCCCUUUGGACAGAAAUGUGCUCAUAAGGAGCAGGUGGACAGCAGAGCUCUGGACCAGAGGAAGACCCUGCAGAGCACCAACGCUGUCAAAUCUGCUGACGACAACGAUGAGUUUGAGAAACAAAGAAUCGCUGCUAUCGCAGAGGUCGCCAGGAGUAAAGAGACGCGUACGUUCGGCGGUGGGGGCAAUGCAGGCGGAAACCUCGCCAAUCCAGGAUCCACCUACAAGAACCGAGACACCUAUCAAAGAAGACGAGAAGAGAGAGAAAAGCCAUGGAUGGAGAACAAGUCAGAAGGAGUUUACAGAGAUUUGGUUGAUGAGCGCGCUUUGAGGGACAUCAUGGAGAUGGGCUUUCACCGAGAGGAGGCCAGACAGGCCUUGCUGGAUAACAACAAUAACCUGGAGGUGGCCCUCAACUUCCUGCUCACCGGAACAAACCAGCCCAAAGCGGCCCAAACGGAGCAGAGCCGCCCACCACCUCGAGGAAAGGGUCGUGGAAGAGGACGCUCCAGACAAGAUGAGGAUGAAGAAGCAGGAGGAAGACCAUCUGGGCCCAGCACACUGUUUGACUUCCUGGAGUCAAAAAUGGGGACAUUGUCCAUUGACGAGUCAAAGAACCAGCCUUCACUACAAGAGCACCAAUAUAAGAUGACUUUCCCCAGCACUGAUCAAAUGUUCAGAGAUGCCGCCCAGUCCAAACACCCUCCCCGAAACGAGGGACGCUCGCAGAGAAACGACAGGCCACCACGUUUCCAGAAGGAUGGAGACUUUCCUAAACCCAGCACGGCCUCUUUCAGUGUCUCCCAGCCGCAGAAAUGGAGGGACGGAGAGAGAACGGGAAGAGGAGGAUCAGACCGAUGGAAGAAUGAUGCUCAAGAUGCUAGAAAUGCGUACACCUCUAUGGGGAAGCCCAGGGAACAGCAGGGUCUCUCUGGAAAGGAACAUAACGGGUCGAAAAGCUUUCAGCAGGAACCACAUAACGGCGGAUGUAAAGAGCAGGAUGGGACAGGACUGGCUUCUUUUAGGAAAAACCAAUCAAACGGACCCGCGGCACCCAAAUCCUCAAAUCCUGCUGCGUCAGGCUCGGAUCCUAAAGCUAGAAACGAACCCAACAACAGAAGGAAAGGCAAGCCAGAAAGACCCAAAUCAGGCUACUUUGAGCGUUCGCAAGAUGCAACGAAAAAAGACUUUUCGCAGGAUGCCGGAUCCGGUCAGUGCAUCAAAGUGGGCGGGGUUUCAAACGCGCAGCUCCCUAAUGGUGAUUUAGAACACAGACGGACCGGUCCAAUCAAGCCGCAGUCUUCAGCCCCGCCUCAGAAACAAACCAACACGCAUAACUCCGCCCCCAAGAAACGAUCUGGACCAAUCAAAGGUCAGAGAGAGCCGACGGACACAAAUAAUCACAUAAUCUGGAGAGCUGGUGACCAGUGUCUAGCGCUCUACUGGGAAGACAAUAAGUUUUAUCGGGCGAGAAUCGACGCCAUCCACCCGUCGGGCUCCACGGCUGUGGUUGUGUUCAGCGACUACGGCAACUGCGAAGAAGUUCUGCUUCACAAUAUCAAACCUCUGCACAUGGACGUGUGGGAUGACGAAGACAUUUACUAUGAGAAUUCCCUUGAAUUUCGAAGAGGAGGAGACGGACAACCUCGCCGCUCUCGACCGACACAACAAUAUUACCAACCACCACGUGCAAGAGACUGACACACGUUCACACACAGUCACAAAUCCACACUCACAACCUUUCCCUAGCAAGGAAACUCCUUUGAUUUACUCAUUACUCCGAGAGAAAAAAAACAACAAAAAAAAAACAAUUAGUACACACUUAGGUCAGGACUAAAUCAGGUUUACAGCUGUUACUCUUCUGCACUUCUAGCAUUGUGUAGUUUCUGUAGAACAAUAUAAAUGCAACAUGAUGUUCUCUGCCCAUGCAGGUAAUUAUCAUCUCGUUAUCCACAAGUAAACGACUCUUAAUUGGAGAAAAUUACAUGCAGUUUGUUGUACCUUCUCAGAAGCAUCAUUAUUAACAGCUAAAUAUAUAAGAUAUGCUAAUAGAGUGAAUAUCAGAAUAUUUCACCCCAAAGUAAAAGAAUAGGAAAUUAUAUUUUGCAUUGUGACAUUAUUAGUUUAUUUUUAUUU
Molecule: messenger RNA, 2822 nt
Organism: Sinocyclocheilus rhinocerous
Lineage: Eukaryota; Metazoa; Chordata; Actinopteri; Cypriniformes; Cyprinidae
Product: tudor domain-containing protein 3-like
Exons: 13
Coding region: 129-2387 (752 amino acids)
Biological process (GO): mRNA processing
Cellular component (GO): nucleus; cytoplasm
Molecular function (GO): RNA binding; protein binding
Source: RefSeq, a predicted model, not a curated record